Messenger RNA from Penicillium lagena, 1014 nucleotides. RefSeq names its product glyceraldehyde 3-phosphate dehydrogenase GpdA (gene gpdA). The coding region runs from base 1 to 1014 and encodes 337 amino acids. The transcript has 6 exons. Gene Ontology annotation, biological process: glucose metabolic process. Lineage: Eukaryota; Fungi; Ascomycota; Eurotiomycetes; Eurotiales; Aspergillaceae. The record is from RefSeq and is a predicted model, not a curated record. Gene Ontology annotation, molecular function: NADP binding; oxidoreductase activity, acting on the aldehyde or oxo group of donors, NAD or NADP as acceptor; NAD binding.
AUGGUCCCCAAGGUUGGUAUCAACGGCUUCGGUCGCAUUGGCCGUAUUGUCUUCCGCAAUGCCAUCGCCCACGGCGGUGUCGAUGUCGUUGCCGUCAACGACCCCUUCAUUGAGGUCCACUACGCGGCCUACAUGCUCAAGUACGACAGCACCCACGGCCAGUUCAAGGGCACCAUCGAGAUCGAUGGUGACCAGGGUCUGAUUGUCAACGGCAAGAAGAUCCGCUUCUUCGCCGAGCGCGACCCCGCCCAGAUCCCCUGGGGCUCGGUCGGUGCCAGCUACGUCGUCGAGUCCACCGGUGUCUUCACCACCACCGAGAAGGCCUCCGCUCACUUGAAGGGUGGCGCCAAGAAGGUCAUCAUCUCCGCUCCCUCGGCGGAUGCCCCCAUGUACGUCAUGGGUGUCAACAACACCGAGUACAAGAAGGACGUCAACGUCCUCUCCAACGCCUCGUGCACCACCAACUGCCUGGCUCCUCUGGCCAAGGUGAUCCACGACAACUACGGCAUUGUCGAGGGUCUGAUGACCACCGUCCACUCCUACACCGCCACCCAGAAGGUGGUCGAUGCCCCCUCCAACAAGGACUGGCGUGGUGGCCGUACUGCGGCCCAGAACAUCAUCCCCAGCUCCACUGGUGCUGCCAAGGCCGUCGGCAAGGUCAUCCCUUCGCUGAACGGCAAGCUCACCGGCAUGUCCAUGCGUGUGCCCACCUCCAACGUCUCCGUCGUUGACCUGACCUGCCGCAUCGAGAAGGGUGCCUCGUACGAGGACAUCAAGAAGACCAUCAAGGCUGCCUCCGAGGGCGAGCUCAAGGGAAUUCUCGGCUACACCGAGGAUGACAUCGUCUCCACCGACCUGAACGGUGAUGACCGCUCCUCCAUCUUCGAUGCCAAGGCCGGCAUUGCCCUCAACUCCAACUUCAUCAAGCUGGUCUCCUGGUACGACAACGAGUGGGGCUACUCCCGCCGUGUUGUUGACCUCAUCUCCUACAUUGCCAAGGUCGAUGGCCAGUAG